Arctia plantaginis is the source of this 1392-nucleotide messenger RNA. Lineage: Eukaryota; Metazoa; Arthropoda; Insecta; Lepidoptera; Erebidae. The record is from the annotation of a GenBank genome assembly.
AUGUCUUCGGGAACUUUUGUGGACAGAAUUGACCCCUUCGCUAAGCGGUCGCUGAAGAAAAAGACCAAGAAAUCUCAGGGUUCUUCUCGAUACCGCAACACGCAAGAUGUUGAACUGCAGGCACUGCCCUUGCUUAAAGAUGUUCCAAGUAGUGAACAGGAAGAGCUAUUUAUUCGCAAGUUGCGACAGUGCUGUGUAGCGUUUGACUUCAUGGACCCUGUUGCUGAUUUGAAGGGAAAAGAGAUAAAGCGUGCCACUCUCAAUGAGCUUGUUGAAUACAUCACCGGAGGUCGUGGAGUGCUCACUGAACCUGUGUAUCCAGAGAUUAUUAAGAUGAUAUCCGCCAACUUAUUCCGCACUCUACCGCCAAGUGAAAAUCCCGAUUUUGAUCCUGAAGAAGAUGACCCGACCCUGGAGGCUUCGUGGCCGCAUCUUCAACUAGUCUACGAAUUCUUCCUGCGCUUCCUGGAGUCAACUGACUUUCAGCCUACUAUUGGCAAAAAGGUCAUUGACCAAAAAUUUGUACUACAGCUUUUAGAUUUGUUCGAUUCUGAGGACCCACGAGAACGUGACUUCUUAAAAACGGUGCUUCAUCGCAUCUACGGCAAGUUCUUGGGACUACGAGCUUUUAUACGAAAGCAGAUUAAUAACAUAUUUCUACGAUUUGUUUAUGAAACAGAGCAUUUUAACGGUGUUGGCGAACUGCUGGAAAUAUUGGGCAGUAUAAUCAACGGGUUUGCACUUCCACUAAAAAGUGAGCACAAACAAUUUCUGGUAAAGGUGCUACUACCGCUGCAUAAGGUGAAGUGCUUGUCGCUAUACCAUGCGCAGCUUGCUUACUGCGUAGUUCAGUUCCUUGAAAAGGAUGCCACCCUCACAGAACAUGUUGUUCGUGGCCUACUCAAAUUUUGGCCCAAAACAUGCUCGCAAAAAGAGGUUAUGUUUUUGGGCGAAAUUGAGGAGAUAUUGGACGUAAUUGAACCAGCUCAAUUCGUCAAAAUACAGGAACCGUUGUUCAGGCAAAUAGCUAAAUGUGUAUCCAGUCCACAUUUUCAAGUGGCUGAAAGAGCACUUUACUUUUGGAACAACGAAUAUAUAAUGUCACUGAUGGAAGAAAAUAAUCACGUGAUAAUGCCUAUAAUGUUCCCUGCAUUGUAUCGAAUCAGCAAGGAGCACUGGAAUCAAACUAUAGUGGCACUCGUCUACAACGUGCUAAAGACGUUCAUGGAGAUGAAUUCCAAACUCUUCGACGAGCUCACCGCUAGCUAUAAGGCGGAAAGGCAGAAAGAGAAGAAGCGCGAGAAGGAGCGCGACGAGCUGUGGAAGCGGCUGGGCGAGCUGGAGAUCAGCCACAAGCGGCAGGCCGUGGGCGCGCCGGCGCUCGCCAAGUGA